Molecule: messenger RNA, 2178 nt
Organism: Dictyostelium discoideum AX4
Lineage: Eukaryota; Evosea; Eumycetozoa; Dictyosteliales; Dictyosteliaceae
Exons: 1
Coding region: 1-2178 (725 amino acids)
Source: RefSeq, a predicted model, not a curated record
AUGAAUGAAAAUGAAGAUUUAUUUUUAAAUAUUUGGAGAAAUAAUAUUUUAAGAGAGAAAAUUUUAAAAUUUAUUGAUUUAUUUAGAAUUAAUAAUUUUAAAUCAUUUAAAGAAAUAAAUGAUUUAUUAUCAUUUGAAUAUAGAGAAUUUAUAAUUGAAUUAGAAUAUUGUGGUAAAAAAGAAUUAUCAAUUGGAGAUAUACCAUCAAAUGUUGAAACAUUAAUAUUAACAAGAAAUGAAUUAUCAAAUGUACCUGUUGAGAUAUUACCUAGUUCAAUUAAAAAAAUAGUAUUUCCAAUGAAUAAUAAUGGGUCAUCAUUUUCAACACCAUUUACAAAAUUUAAUAAAUGUUCAAAGAAUUUAUCAAAUUUACAAUGUGUUGAAAAUGUGAAUUUAUUUAUAAUAAAUCAAAGAGAAGAGUUUAUACUAAUUCCAAAGAGUUUAACAUCAAUUUCAUUUUGUAAGAAAUCAUUAUUUAAUGAAAUGUUAACACCUGGAAUAUUUGCAAAUAAGUCUAUUAAAUAUUUAAAUCUUGGUGAUAAUUGGGAUAAUGGUGGUAAACUAUUAGAGAAUGGAGUUUUUGAGUAUGGUUUAUUGGAGUUGUCAAUCCCGGGCUACUCAAAUGCAUUAUUGCCUGGUGUGAUUCCAAAGAGUGUAACAUCACUUUCGAUUGCUCAAUCUGCAAAAAAUGAAAUUAAAGAAGACUCAAUCCCAAAUUCAGUUACUAAACUUUAUUUGACACCAAUUGAUGUAGAACGAAAGAAAGCACCAACAGUUCGAUGUAUUGGUAUUUCUAGUAUAAAAAGUAAACUUUCAUUUUCAAAUGAAAAAAAAUCGUUAUUACCAAGUUCUGUAAAAAGAUUAAUAAUAAAACCAAAUAUGGUAGCAUUUAAUUUACCACAAACUUUAUUACCAAUGACUUUAACUGAUUUAACAUUACAUUCAUAUGAAAAUGAAGGUUUAAUAAUUAAAAAAGGAAUGUUACCAAAUUGUUUAAAAUCUUUAAAAGUUGCAACUGAUUAUAAAUUCAUUGAAUAUGAUUCAUUACCAUCUGGUUUAAAAUAUUUAAAAUAUCGUGUAUCAAUUCCUGAUCAUACAAAAUAUCCAAAUUGUGAUAUUGUUCAUGGAUUUUUCCCACAAUCUUUGUCUCAUCUUUGCUUAAAUAUGAGUUUUACAAGUGUUAGUGCUGGUUUGUUCUCCCCAAAUCAAAGAAAUUCAUUCUCCAUUGAUAAGAGAACAUGUUUAGAAACAUUAGAAUUUGGUGAAGAUUUUAAUUGCAAUAUAUUUUGUGAAAAAAUAAUUCCACAUGGUGUAACAACUCUUUCAUUUGGGUUCAACUAUGAUCAACCAAUUAAACCAGGUGUUCUUCCAAAUACAAUUACAAAUUUAAAAUUAGGUGGUAGAUUUAAUCAUAGAUUACUACCUGGUAGUAUUCCAGAUAGUGUUGUUAAUCUUCAAUUUGGUUAUUACUAUAAUAAAUCAAUUGAACCUGGUGUUUUACCAAACUCUUUAAAAUCAAUUAAUUUAGGUAAUUGUUUUGAUCAAUACCUAUUUGUUGGUUCAAUUCCAAUGGGAACUGAAAAAUUAAUUAUUUCACCAUGUUUUAAUCAACCAAUUGAUAGAGUUGGUAUAUUUCCAUCAUCUUUAACUUAUUUAAGUUUUAAUGUUAAAGAUUAUCAUCAUCCAGUUUAUAUUUCAGUUGAUUAUAAUAAUCAAUAUGAUGAUGAAAAUAAUCAAAUUAAUGAAAAUUUAAAAUCAAUAAUUAAAAAUAAUAAUAUUGAUAAAUUAAAUUUAAAUGAAAAUAAUAUAGAAGAACAACAACAGCAAGAACAACAAUAUGAUCAAAAUGAUCAAUACUAUGAAUAUAAUGAAAAUUAUAACGAAAAUAAUGAAUAUUAUAAUGAAAAUAAUGAAAAUAAUGAAAAUUAUAAUGAAAAUAAUGAAAAUUAUAAUGAAAAUAAUGAAAAUUAUGAAUAUUAUGAUAAUCAAGAUUAUCAAUAUUAUGAUGAAGAUAAUAAAGAUUAUCAAGAAUAUCAAGAAUAUGAAGAAUAUCAAGAAUAUCAAAAUAAAAAAGAAGAAAUUUGUAAUAUUGUAUUUGAAUGUAUAUUCCCAUCAUCAAUUAAAAAAUUAGAACUAUCAAGUGUUGUUAAAAGUUUAAUUGAAAAAAACAAAUAUUAA